AUGUCUCCUCCGGAGCUGCAGGAGCUUCCAGUUCCCCAUGGGGAGCUGGUGAACUACAUCCAUGACCAUCCAGAGAAGAAGAUGGUCGAAAUCAUGGAGCCUUACCGCAAGUACGAGGCCCAGCUUCGAUCCGUCUUCGCCCAAGACCGCCAGAAUCCAGCUCUCAACGAGCCUCACAUCAACCUCGUUCCGCUGUUUACGGAGAACACCAAGAACAUCAAGAUCCGCGCCCGGUCGGUGGAAUCCGAGUCCCAAGAAGAGAAGGACCGCUACAUCAUGGCUCUCCCCGACGAUAAGCGCCGACCUGACGGCUCUCCUGCUGUGGUAUCUUCUGUGAAGGACUUCCAGAAGAACUUCAACAUCUUCUCCGAGUCCUCGCUUGUCGACAUGAAUUGGAACAACGUUGUUGCCGCUGGGUCGUCCGUUGUGAACACCCUGUUGCCUGUCCCCCCGGAGUUCAAUACCACCAAGCGCAAGCUACGCGAGUACUACCACGAGAAGUUUUGCCCGGCUUCUGACGUCGAUCUGUUCCUUUACGGACUCACGCACGAAGAGGCCAUCGAGAAGAUCAAGGAGAUCGAGACCGCAGUCCGUGAUGCCAUCCUCACUGAGGUUACCGUUGUUCGUACGAAGUAUGCCGUCACGAUUGCGUCGCAAUACCCUACCCGUCAUAUCCAGAUUGUACUGCGCGUGUACAAGUCCAUCGGAGAGAUCUUGACUGGCUUUGACAUCGACGCCGCUGGCGGAGCUUACGAUGGGAAGCAGGUCUGGAUUACUCCCAGAGCCUUGGGAAGCUUCAUCACCCAGAUCAAUCACAUCGACCUCACCCGCCGAAGUCCCUCUUACGAAAACCGUCUGUCCAAAUACAGCCACCGCAACUUUGAGGUCUACUGGCCAGAACUCGAUCGCAGCCGUAUUGAUCCUACCAUCUAUGAGCGAAGCUUCCAGAGAACUCUUGGCCUUGCCAGGCUUCUGGUCCUGGAACGUCUCCCUACUUCUUCUGUCCGCGAGGAAUACCUGAACAAGCGAAGAGAAGAGCGAGGCCGGCCUACAACAAACCGAUAUUAUGCUCAUCAGUUGCACGGCAACAUCAAGGACCAACACGAGGAUGAGGUUGCCGACUGGGUGGACGAGACUGACGUGUCUAACUAUCACACCUUCACGGUCCCUUACGGCCAGCACUUCCACGCCAAGAAGAUCGAGAAGCUCUGUUACACCCGAGACCUUCUUCUCAACGCUGAGUGGAAUCAGCCCAAGGAGAGAGAGGUGUAUCUUCACAGGCAUCCUGCGUUCUUUGGUCGCGUCGAAGACGUGAUCGAGGAUUGCUGUGGGUCAUGCCCGAAGCCAACAACCCCAGACGAGGUCGAGGUUGCCGAAAAGGAGGCCGAGAUCUACAUUUCCGGCAAAGUCUCAUUCCUCAUUGAUGACCCCGGUCGGCAGCAGAUCGGCUCAUUCAAUCCUCUUACUCAGGACGACUGGACUGACAUGGCUUACGUCGGGAACACUGCACGACUCUGCCAGAGCAUUGUUGACGGCAAUAUCGACGGAGUCCUGGAUUGGCUUUCCCAGGAGGAUGCCGACCCCAACAAGCGUGAUUACACUGGACGCACCCCUCUGCACCUCGCGGUCAUCAGCUCAGUCCCCGAGAUCGUGCGCUGUCUCGUCGAGCAUGGAUCUAGGUUGACGGCUCGUCUUGCCGACGGCCGGACUGCUCUUCACCUCGCUGCUGAGCGUGGCAGCGUCGACAUCAUCAAGAUUCUCAUGGAGAAGAGCAUUGCAAACGAGGAACAGGAAGAGGAGAAGAAGGACCGCCGCCGGAAGGAACGCGAGACGAAGCUGCAGGGCAAGCCUGAGUCGGAGAAGAUGGCGGAAGACGGCGAAGCCAUGGAUGCUCAAGAUGAUGACGAGCAACAAUCCGACGAUGAAGACUCCGAUAUCGAUAUGGUCGAUGCCGGCAAUACCGAAGCAGAUUCAAUGGCUACUGGAUCUUUUGUCAAAGUCAAAGAUGACGAAGAGAAGAGCAACGAGGACAUUGUUCUCGAUGAUGCCAAAGAUGAGCCAGACUUCUACAAGUCUGACGUCUUGGCUUGGGACGUUCCUUGCUCACCUCUCCACCUGGCCAUUUCCGAGGGACACGAAGAUGCUGUUAAGAUUCUCUGUGAGUUCGGCAGCGACGCGCUUCUUCCUGUCAAAUUUCUCGACUCGGAAAAACAGCCAACCGCGGCCAUCCUCACGCUUGCUCUCGCCUUGUCGCUUCCUCUCGAGAAGGCCAAGUCCAUGGCUCUGCUCUUGUUGAAGCUUGGUGCUACUUCAUCCCAGGCCGACCUCAACGGCUGCACCGUAUUCCACCGCUACGUCGAGAACGGGAACUCAGAGAUGAUCGACACCCUCUGGGAGCAUGACAAGGCCGGUCUCAAGACAGCUCUGAACCACUUGGUUUUCGGAAAGCAAUACUGGAAUCCUCAUGCCAUCGCCCCUCUUCACACAGCAAUCGAGAACGGCGAUGCGAUCCUUGUGCUUAAGCUGCUUGAAGCUGGAGCAAACCCUCAUAUUGACUUCGACACAUGGCUGAAGGCUUUCAAGUUUUCCAAGUCAUCGCACCGACUCGGCUCCUACGAAGACAACAAAAAGAUGUUCCAUCAAUCGGUGAUCCAGCCUCUCAUCGUCGCCAUCAAAGGUUGUUCGAAUCCUGAGGUCGCCCUUAGACUUCUCGAGAAUGGGGCAGAUCCGAACGCUCUGACGGAGCAGUCUUACCGGGUCAUCGAGGACGAAUGGCAGCGGAGAUACAACAAGGGAGAGUCGAUUCUCGACCUUGUCCGGGACCAGCUGAAGAAUCUGCGGGAGUACAAAGGCGAGAAACUUACCAACAAGAAGCCAACCUUGCCUACUGCGAUGGACGAGCAUCUCCAGCAGUUCAAAGAGGGUACUUAUCAGCACUGGAUGGUUUCCAAGGCUAUCGAGUUGCGCAAAUGGAGCUACAAACGCGACCUGAGGGAGUACGAAAAGGAAAAGAAGAAGCACGCGGAGAUGAAGGGCGCACCGGAAAAACUAGAGGCUAUCAAGGAUGUCAUUUCAUCGCUUGAAGCGGUUGAGAAGGCUAUCAUCGCCAAGGGCGGCAAGACCUUCAAGGAGUUGUACCCAGACAUCAAGGGCCCCGACAACCAUUCCCCGAACCGAUCUUUGUCUGAGGAGAAGACCGAUGAGUUUGAGCACAACAUCUCUUUCAAAGGUGUUACUGACGUCACCGAGGCGAGGAAAGAUGCGUAUUUGGAAUUGUUCGAGGCUUCUUGGGCUGGAGACAUCGAGAAGAUCAAGACACUCACCUUGCAGGCCUGGGGUAAGGAUCAGGACGAGCCGCCGCUCAAGAUCUCAGUCACCGACAAUGCGGACAAUACUCCUUUCUCCUUGGCCUUCGUCCACGGUCGGUACGAGGUUGCAUCGGCAAUCCUCGAGAUCGUCAUGGCUCAGUAUUCCCCAGAGGAAAAGGAGGCGACUCGGUACAAGUUUGACACGGGCGACUCCGAAGAAGAGGACGAAGAAUCGUACGAGAGCGAUGCGGAUUCAAACGAUGACCCCAAGAUCAUUUCCGAGAUCGUUGACAAGAAGUUCACGAUCGAGAACAUUGGUCAGGUGUCGAUGCAAGUCAAGUCUACGGUCAAGCCCAUCGAGUUCUUGAGCCAGGUCGUGAAUACCUUCGGCCCCGGAAACAAUGAGCGCUUGCGUACUAGGUAUCAGAGUCUGUUCUCGUUUGUUUUAGAGAAUGAUGACCACGCCGGGUUGAAGGCACUUCUCGACAUGGCGACUCAUUUCGCGGGUCAGAAACUCGUCGACGGCAGCCAGGGCGAAGAGGAUGACGACGCCGGUGGACGUUUCACCUUCCCCGAGAACGAGUUCCUCCAGGCCGUCACACAGGGAAAGACAACUGCACUGGCUGAAAUCAUUAGCCGGACUGGCGCAGGAAUUCCUCUCGAUGACCUUGUCAAGAAGAGCGGCGUCGAGAUGAAGAGGAAGCCGAGAUAUUACCAAGGCUUGACGGUCUAUGGCAAGAAGAGAAAAGAUUGGGCCACUGCUGGACGCAACAUGGUCGUGCGAUCGACGGGGAUGAAGACACCGCCACUCCUUCACGCAGCGCUCGCAGGCAACAUUGCCAGCGUCGAGUGGUUCCUCAGCGAUGCUCCUCAUCGACACUACACGGACUUUGGCAAGUCGAAGGCAGCGCGCGAAGACCACAGGUUGAAACACCUCAGUCAGUCGCCUGGCGGCUUCGACCGUGCCAUCUCGAGGUGGUUGGGUAUCCAAAACGAGCUGGUCCUCCACUGCGCCGUGAUGGCGUCUCCAUCCGAGCAAAGCACCAGAACCGUCGAGUACCUCAUCAAAGCCUGCCCCAACUCACUUGAGUACAAGACGACUCAUGGCGACACGCCCCUCUGGCUCGCCUUCUACUUUGGCAGACUCGACAUUGCCAAGUUGCUCAUCAAAGCCGGCGCGAACCAGCUGGUGAGGAACAAUUCAGGCGAGAACAUCAUCCACGCCGUUUUGCAAAACGGGCCCAAAGCCUGCGCUCUUCGCCCCAUGCUGGAGCUCGUCGACUCGAGCAUCGUCGCCCACCUGUUCCAACAACGCAACAACCUUCACCACAGCGGCCUGACCCCCUUGCACUUCUGGGUCUGCAGACGUUACGGUGGCAAUUACGACGACGAUUACAUCCUCGCGGUCCUGAAGUUGAUCCUGGACUACUCCAAGGGCGACGAGCUCGACACCCUAAACGGGCUGGGCGACUCGGUCCUCCACACCGUGGUUAUGAACACCAACAAGCUCCUCACCAAGGCCUUGCUCGAGUACAAGCCGAAACUUCUCUACCGCGAGAAUGCCGUCGGACGCACCCCCGCCGAAAUCGCCCGCGAGGAGGUCACAAGCGAGAAGUUCGCCGAGCCCGAUAACAUCUCGUUCUCUUUCAACGAGUACAGCAACUCCAGCUCACCCGCCGGGCUCGUCGACCGCGACGUCGGAUCCUUCGCCCCCAAGGACGAGGAGGAGAACAAGAAUCCCAAGCCUUUGACAGACAGCCAGUACGUCUGGGAAAUCGUCCGCGCCGCGCUCGAGAGCCAUCCGGACACCAAGCGCCGCCUCGUCUCCCUCAACGAGGCCAACGACGUCGCCAAGCGGCUGGGCGAGCAGUACAACGCCAGCCGCUACUUCACCAUCCACGCGCGCAACGACGAGGACGCCGACCCCGAGGAGCAGGAGGCCAAGGAGGAGGACCAGAACGACUUCGCGGCGCAGUCCAAGUGGACGGAAAGCUCCAACUCGUGGGUUCCCAAGAGCAGGAGCAGGCCUUCCGUGUCGUCGGACGAUGAGGAUGAGGAGGAUGAGAAGACGCCCAAGUGUGCUGAAUGUGGUGAGAGGCACGAGUGA
Colletotrichum karsti is the source of this 5415-nucleotide messenger RNA. Its product is annotated as ankyrin repeat protein. Lineage: Eukaryota; Fungi; Ascomycota; Sordariomycetes; Glomerellales; Glomerellaceae. Gene Ontology annotation, molecular function: protein binding. Bases 1 to 5415 code for a protein of 1804 amino acids. The transcript is spliced from 8 exons. The record is from RefSeq and is a predicted model, not a curated record.